Messenger RNA from Amyelois transitella, 885 nucleotides. RefSeq lists its product as uncharacterized. Bases 143 to 865 code for a protein of 240 amino acids. NCBI's taxonomy places the organism in Eukaryota, Metazoa, Arthropoda, Insecta, Lepidoptera, Pyralidae. The transcript has a single exon. Gene Ontology annotation, molecular function: DNA binding. The record is from RefSeq and is a predicted model, not a curated record.
UACUGCUAAAGCUGAAUUAGUUUGCAUACAUUAUUUUGAUUGCUCCUUAUUUAUUUCUUAAGGAUCCCAUAGGGUUACUUUAGUAGUUUAAAUGUAAUCUAGGGUAGUUUUUAUAUCUAUUAACUACUAUUUUUCAUUUGUGAUGCUUUUUGUUUCAGGUAAUGAACUAGUUAAGAAAUGGAAAGCCAUAAAAGAUAAUUUUGCUAAAUAUCAAAAAAAAUUGAAAGAUGCCAAUCGGUCUGGAGCUGGAGCUGCAAAAAUUAAAGAAUAUCACUUGAAUAAACAAUUACAGUUUUUGAUAAAGGUUUCACAAAAUGCAACUGAUUCCAGUAUAAAUGUAGUGGAAGGAGAUAGUGAGAACCAAAAUGAAAUAAAAGGAUUGUCUCGUUAUCGGAGUCAAUCACGAAAACGAAAGGCAGAUGAGAGGGAUGACUUUGAAGAAAAUAUCUUGGACAUAUUAAAAACACCGGAGAAUAGACACUUGCAUUUUUUCAAGGGGAUUCUACCAUCUCUUCAAUCUUUGAAUGAUCAACAGACAUUGAUAUUUCAAAGUCGGGUGCUUCAAGUACUAACGGACAUUCUUCGGCCUUCAAUUCAGCAAUAUUCACCUCACGGCUAUACUCAAGAUAAUCAGCAUCAGGGCUAUAAUCAAGGAUAUUCAACUCAGAGAUACGAUAAUACUUUUCAGAGUGGCUACCACACUUCUACUCCUGGAUGUUCGAUUACUGAACCGAGGACUGCCUCAUUCUCACAAAUACAUUCCGGGCCAUCAAACCAAGAACGUCUAAUAAAUUCACCAUUUACAAUGGAGGAAACGACAAGUACUUCCUAUGGUACACAAGACGAAGAGUAUGAUUUUUCUUGAAUUAAUAAUUGUAUUUUUGA